UCCUGCCCACUUUAUUCCCCGUUCUCUGUGGUAAAUAGCAGGAGUGACGACCUUACAAACGUACAGACCGGCAGGAGCCAGGGAAACAGAAAACUCCACUUGGCACUUCCUUUGUUCGCCAGGUCUACAUUCAUAUAUCCCGAUUCCCAUCGUUCCUAACAACCCACAACCCAAGCACGAAUACCCUUUCUUACCUCACACAAACUCGUCUUGCGCUCUAAAGUUUCUUUACCAAAACACAACAUCGCAACAUUAUUCCAUCCACCCGCAAUAAUGCAUUUUUCAUCUAUCAUUACCAGUCUUAUCGCAGCUGCGACUUGCAUCUCUGCCCUUCCGGCACCGCAAUUGGCUAAGAGAGACAUGGGAGGUGUCCUGAUCUGCAAUGGCGCCAAUGCCACAGGCACAUGCCACUAUGAGGUCUACUCGAUGCACGAUUGCCACGAGCUACCCGAUGGCCUAAUCAACAAUGCCAAGACUUUCGCUCCCGAUGGCGAUGCCUUCUACUGCUGGCCUAAGGUAGGCCGCUGUGAUCAGAUCUGCACGUCGCCAACCGGUUGCACAUUCGGUGCUGUAUCCUUCUACAACCCCGUCAAAUGGGAUCUGUCGACCAUAAAGUGGGAUACUUUGAUCACAUCCUUCGAGUGCGCGCUCAACCAAACCACGAAGGCAUAGGCGCACGACGAAACUUUCGAAAAUGUUGGCAACUCGGCAUGGCGCUAAUGAAGCAGACAAUCGUCUGUUGUUAAUAUUUCCAAGCCUUGUUCUCCAACACUACUUAAUGCGAAGUUGGACCGACUUUCCCGUUUAUUAACGGGCUGCCGGCGACGGAGUCUAAUCGGUAUUCGGGUUCUUUUUGGAAUUAGAAGCUGCCAAUGACGUCGCUCAAGCGGCUUAGAAUGUGGGGUAGAUAAAGAAAAAUGGCUUGCUCUAGGACCCAGGACC
Molecule: messenger RNA, 942 nt
Organism: Daldinia vernicosa
Lineage: Eukaryota; Fungi; Ascomycota; Sordariomycetes; Xylariales; Hypoxylaceae
Exons: 3
Coding region: 274-672 (132 amino acids)
Source: RefSeq, a predicted model, not a curated record